Molecule: messenger RNA, 408 nt
Organism: Rasamsonia emersonii CBS 393.64
Lineage: Eukaryota; Fungi; Ascomycota; Eurotiomycetes; Eurotiales; Trichocomaceae
Product: Peptidyl-prolyl cis-trans isomerase-like 3
Exons: 2
Coding region: 1-408 (135 amino acids)
Biological process (GO): protein folding; protein peptidyl-prolyl isomerization
Molecular function (GO): peptidyl-prolyl cis-trans isomerase activity
Source: RefSeq, a predicted model, not a curated record
AUGUCGGUUACUAAUUUCCUUGCCCUCUGCGCGGCAGGCGCAUACAAUGACACGCCUUUCCACCGUCUCAUCCCAUCCUUCAUGAUCCAAGGCGGUGAUAUAUCGCUUGGUCCCGCAGCUUCCUCAACCUCAGCCACGACACGUCGGCCCAUGCUCCCAUUCGAUGACAUCCCCAAGGGCGGUACCUCCAUCUACCAUCCGGCCGCGCUGAAUCAAGAAUCCACGUCCCGGCACUUCGCCACAACGCGCGAGGCAUCCUGUCCAUGGCUUCCCGUCCCGUCAAGGACCGAACCGCUCCGGGCAUGCAGAACGCUACCGGUAAUACUGUCAACGGAAGCCAGUUCUUCAUCACCUUCGCGCCCGCGCCCCAUCUGGACGGGGAAAGCACCGUCUUCGGCAAGGUACUGA